GAUGGUUUAGUUGACUGUGAAGAAACGAAAUGUAGGCCUAUAACUUGUCCUGGAAAAUUAAUGCCAAGUGGAAAAUGUUGUGCAGUUUGUCCAAGUAAGUAUUAAAGCUGAUGUCACUAAAUGUAGUGACGAAACGGCAUGUUCGAUGAUGUGAAAUUAUGAAAUAGUGUGCAUCUGCCUUGCCCCUUGCCUACUGCAUGGAAGGAAGCGGAAGUGAUUCCCAUAGUGAAAGACGGAGACCACGAAGUAGCGUCAAACAACCGCCCCAUAUCUCUUCUUGCCAUAGCUUCUAAGGUUUGUGAAAAAAUUGUUCUCGAACAAUCCAGUAGCUAUCUUAUAAGCAAAAACCUGCUCUCUCCUCAUCAAAGCGGAAAUAAAAAAACUCCAUUCCACUGGACAUGUAGUAGUACCGACACGAUGCUAGAGGCUAUGGACAAAAAGGAACUCACCGCUCUAGUAUUAUUAGAUCUCUCGAAAGCCUUCGACAGUAUUAACCAUCACAGAUUGUUACACAAACUAGCGAAUGUCGGUGCUUCCCCAGCAACAGUACAGUGGUUUAAAAGCUACUUGUUAGAUCGCUUUCACUCCACCCGAAUCAACUCCACCCUAUCUGAUCCAGUGGAUCCACUACCAAUCACUCACGGAGUACCCCAAGGUGCGACGCUUUCAUCAUUAUUAUUUUGUAUUUACUUGAACGAUCUACCCUCCGUAUCUCGUGACUCCAACCUUGAAGCGUACGUUGAUGACUCGAAAGUUCUCCUCUCCUUCCCAUUACGUCAGAUAAAUGCAGCAAUUACAAAUCUCGAGCAAGACCUACACAGAGUUGCAAGUUGGUGCUGUGAAAACCACCUUUUAAUUAACCCGGGGAAAACAAAGUACAUGAUGAUCGGAACAAGGCAGCUGAUGAGCAAACUACCUACAGACACAUCAGUUUUAUUCUUGGGCAAGUCUCUUAAACCAGUGGACUCUGCUAAAGAUUUAGGUGUCACAUUAGAUAGACAUCUAAAUUACGACAAACAUGUCUCGCUUCUUGUCUCGUCGUGUAUGAACAAAUUAUGCCAGAUAAAUCGUCCAAAAAAUAGUUUCGACACAAAACUUUGUCGGAAAUCAUUUCAUCCUUAGUCAUUAGCAAAAUGGUUUAUUGUUCUUCGGUGUGGUCGAAUACGUCUGCCUCAAACGUAAAGAAAGUUCAGUCGAUCCAGAACUUUGCCUGCAAAAUCAUCACAAAAUCCAGGAAGUAUGACCACGUAACUCCACUUCUAUACGUGAAUUGAAUUGGCUCACAGUAGACAAACUACUAGAUUUUAGAGAGAUCAGUUUGACCUAGAAAUGUGUGAAUAACCUAGCACCCGACUAUCUUUGUAACAAAUUGAUAAAAAGGUCAUCAAUCCACGACCGUAGGACUCGUACACACGACUCUCUUCAAAUACUUCUAUUUAAGACUGCAGCUGGCCAACGAUAUUUGCAUAUAGAGCCGUCCAUAUUUGGAACAAUUUAGACAAGAACUUGAAAGACUGCUCUUCUCUUCAAAUUUUUAAGGUAGCACUUAAAAAACAUUUGCUUGCAAAAGAUAACAUUUAGUAUAGCCAACUAAACUUUGUAUAUGAUAAUUGUUUAAACUUAUGUUUGUAACCUUAAUUAUUAUUGCAUGCAUGUAACUGUAAAUAAUUUCUGAAAAACCCUUUUAGCGAGAAAUUUAUUAAAUAUCUAUCUAUCUAUCUAUCUAUCUAUCUAUCUAUCUAUCUAUCUAUCUAUCUAUCUAUCUAUCUAUCUAUCUAUCUAUCUAUCUGUCUAUCUAUCUAUCUAUCUAUCUAUCUAUCUAUCUAUCUAUCUAUCUAUCUAUCUAUCUAUCUAUCUAUCUAUCUAUCUAUCUAUCUGUCUAUCUAUCUAUCUAUCUGUCUAUCUGUCUGUCUGUCUGUCUGUCUGUCUGUCUGUCUGUCUGUCUGUCUGUCUGUCUGUCUGUCUGUCUGUCUGUCUAUCUGUCUGUCUAUCUAUCUGUCUAUCUAUCUAUCUAUCUAUCUAUCUAUCUAUCUAUCUAUCUAUCUAUCUAUCUAUCUAUCUAUCUAUCUAUCUAUCUAUCUAUCUAUCUAUCUAUCUAUCGGGUCACACGUGAAGGAAAAACCUCAGAAUGGUUGCCAAUGAAUGCAGGUGUCCCUUAUGGAACUAAGCUCGGACCAAUUUUGUUUUUGGUAAUGAUAAAUGACCUCGAUGUUAAAACACACGCAUUCAGUCCUGCCUAGAUUCAAUCAAUUCUUGGGCUUCAUGUAACCUUAUGAAACUUAAUUAAUCCCAAAAAAUGCAAGGAACUACGUGUUUGCUUUCUCAGCGAAACACCUGAACUAUCACCAUUUUUAAUUGACGGCCACGCGCUUGUUGUUGUGCGGUAAGUGAUCUAAAAUGGAAUGAUCACAUAGAAUCAGUUGUAUACAAAGGCUUCUAAACGCUUAUGUAUCAUCCACAUAUUACGGCGAGGUGGCGUUCUCGUGGAGGAUUUAUUGAGUAUACACUUUGCCUUAAUAAGAUCGGUUCUGGAGUACUGUUGCAUUGUACGUAUGGCACCAUGCCUUACCUUUGUACCUUGCCGACGAAUUAGAGUGAGUGCAAAAACGAGCGCUGAGAAUUAUUUUACCAGGCUACUCUUAUAGGGAAGCCUUAGCACGCCUUGGGUACCUUACCUUGCCUUGCCUCGCCUCAUCUCAUGUCAUCUCACCUUACCUUACCUUACCUUAUCUAUGAUCUAUUCUUAUUAUACAGAUCCAGAAAAUGGCGUAUCACUGAGUAAAAAACAAUGCCGUUAUAAUGGGAAGAGUUAUCAACAGGGAGAAGUUUGGAAUAUUCCCAUGGAAAAAGAAAUUGGAGAUAAUAACUGUGCUGAAUGUACCUGUCAUGUAAGACUAUCUGUUCACCCUGGACGAAUUCGGAAUCGUACGCAAAUCCGUCUGGUCCCACCUGUUCACAUGGGAAUUCGUAGCUGAGCUCGAAUUAGCCGAGCUUCCUGUGUGAAUAACACAAUCAGGGAAAGUUGAGUACGAUCUCGAAUUCUAAGUGAGUCAGUAUUUAUUCCUGAAAAAUCAUAUAUUUGACAUUUAACUGAUCAAACUGAACCAACCGUUUUUCUUCUAUAAUCAAUUAAGUCAGUAUUGAAACUUGUCCAAAUAGUGGAAGUUAGACUAAAUUAGAUGAAGUGACAAGUAUGUCCCAAUGACAAUACUUUAAAGAACUAAACAGGGCAUGUCUAUGUGAAAGUGAUGAUUCGUUUAAUGCAUAUAUCUGAGGAUGAUCGAAUUGGAGUAACGCCUGUAAAGCUCACUCACACUCAAAAAGUGGCGGUUCAAUCUGAGCUUCCCUUGAGUGUCAGUGCUGUUUUUGAAGAGCAAAUAAAGGAGGCAAAAUAAUGCAUGAUGUGACCACUCAUCAAGAAUAUCUAAUAGUUAUAACUUUAACAUAUUAGAUUUGCCAUUUAAAUGUUAAACCUAUAAACACUAAUUUCUUGUCAUAUUAUCAACUCGUGUGUAUCUAGCUGAAUAAGAAGAGGAAUGUUCACUCACGUUAAAAUAACGUUAGAAGGAUGGUAGAAGUUAAUGCACAUUUUCAUUCAGUUGUUUUGAACAGGUUAUUAUUUUCAAGAAUCGACAUGCGCAAGUUAAUGCAACGUCAUUAUUUAAUGUCAGGAGGUUAUUAUUUUUAAUAAUGACCUCCAAUAUUUAAAAUAAUGACCCCGAUUUUUCGCUUGAAUAAAAAAUAAACCAUUGUGCGUUACAACUUUGCUUUAAAGCAAAUUUUAAUUACACUACAAAAAUUUCCAUUUUAAUUUAACUACAACGUAUAAAGUUUUAAAAAACUAGGGCUUAUUAACUAUUGUAAUGUUGCAAUUGCCGCCACUAAUAUUUAAAACAACCGACCCCAUUCCAUCAUCACCCUUCUCUAUUGGCGCGCUACUUUCCGCCGUUGCACCCUUCUCUGACGUGAUACCUUGCACGAUUUUCGAGACAUUUGCAUGCUGCUCCUCUGUUUCUCGCUUAUAACAAUCGAGAGCCUCGGAACGAUGCCCAGUAACCCCCUUUAUCAGCUUAUCAUCAACGCCUUCACGAAAUAACCUCGACACGGCUGUGGCCCGCAAUGAAUGAUUAGUAAAGUGCCCAUUUACACCCGCUUUCUCCAUUAUACACUUAACCAUACCUUGUAACUUAUUGUGGCCUAUUGGGACACUGGAAAACCAUAUUUGCUUCCUUUCAUAGUUUUGCAAGGGUUUCAAAUAAAACGCUUUUCUCAAACCCUCUUUAGGGCAUCUCGAAAUGUAGAGCUUAACAAUAUUUACAAUGCAUUUAUCCGCACAUUCAACAUUGGCAUAUGCCUUGCCCGUUCGUGGAGCUACUUUUCUAUGUUUUAACCCUCCUUGAAACGUUUUAGAUACACCCUCGCUGUAAAGCAAAUAUUCCUUUCCUCUGUUAUCACUGUGAAAUGAAAAACUACUCAUGCUCAAAAGCCUAUGUUCAGAACCUGCUCGCAAGCCAAAAUUAAGACCAAUUAAGUAAAACACUGUCCGUAGUAAGGAUUCCGGAUCGUUAAUGGCCAAAAAACCCUGCUCCCAAAGGUCACGUUCGACCUCAACAGGGAUUACUUCAGCUUGCUUUGGCCUUAUACCCACAUUAUUUUGAGCCGAACAUUUCAUUUCAACAUCUAACGACUUUCUGACUUUUUCAAAUUCUAAGCUCGAAAAAAAGUUAACACUUCGCCCUUUUAACUCUAGGUAUUUUUGCAAACUACUGAUUAUUUCAUACAGUGUUUUUCCAGGAUACCUUUCUCCACCGUCUUUUCUUACUUCUGCGAUGAACUGAUGUAAUACUUCGUUGAGGUCAACUUCUGGCAUCAUAUGUAUUUCUGACUUGUAAACCAAGAGAAUUUUAUCAACCAAACGCAUUUCCCUUCCAUCUUGAGAGAUCUCCUGGCGCCAUUGUGACCAAGCGUCGAACAUUCUGUAUGCCCACAUCGCUUUCCUCUUAGUAUUUUCUGGGAUGCUUCGCGAAGCCAACUCUAUCAUACUUUUACUGCUGCAAAUCUCAAACCGGUCAGACGUAUUCUGUUGCUCUAUUGCAAAAUAUAAAUAAAUUCAAAUAUUAAUUGCUAUGAUUAAUGCUUGUUACUAACUUUUAAACAAAACUUAGCUAAGACAAUUUUCACCUUUUCUAUCCAACGUGCUUUUCCCAGGUGCAUUACAUCGCCGCUCACUGACACUGUCUAUCUGAUUUGGCCUUUCCAGUGAAAUUCUCCGCUCUGCAAACAAAUCCAAUGACUGGGAAAGUAUUCCAUCCAGCCCAUCGUCUUCCAAAUCUAGACAGUCGCAAUCCCAAUCAUUGGUCUUUUCAACUUCAAAUUCAUCGUCAUAUCCUUUUCCAAACAAACUAAAAUCUCGCUUUCUCGAACCAGACAUCCUCACUCCACAAAUAUCAAUCAAGUAAUAAAAAGGUAGCUGUUGAAAAAACACAGCCCAGGAAUGCGCAUACAAAACACAAAUAUGGUGUGAAAAAUAAUAGUACCACAACAAUGAACUUGUAACUAUCUUAAUAGUUUUCUUUGUUCAUAAACACCAUAAUGUGCAUUAAGUCGGAUAAUACCCUCGCUCUCGGUAUUAUUAAAAAUAAUGACCUCGCGCUACGCGCUCGGUCAUUAUUUUUAAUAAUACAUCGAGCUUGGGCAUUAUCCUAUACAUAACAAAUGACUCUCAUAAAUUAUUACCCUUUCUUUGCAGAAUGGACGAGUGUCCUGCGCUGUUCGUAUUUGUCCAAAGUUGAAGUGUGCGACCAUAAUGCAAGUUAAAGGAAAAGAUUCCUGUUGUACACAGUGCCGAGGUAGAAACAAUACAUGCAUAAAAGUUCAUUUUUGGUUAAAACACAAAAUAAUAUAUUCAAUAACUGUAAAAGAAUAAAAUAUAAUUAUAUGAUAGAAUGCAACCAUAUAUUAUAUUAUUAAUUUUAGUUAACUUUCCAGGUUUCCCGCUUACGCCAAUUGGUGGCUUAUUUCAGUUUAAGCCUGCAGUAACUGUUCAAGGUAAGCACUUAUAAUUACAUUCCUUUGAGAUCCUACAAGCAUAUUUACGAAACAUACAGUAUCACUGCAGGCAAUAAUUGGAAUUUUUGUACCCGGCGCAAUACGUAAAAUCUUGAGUAUAUAGCCAGUCCAUUUAACUUAAAGAAGUUGUUUUAUGUUUCCAGGUUCUUGCUUUGACAAAGGACGUUAUUAUAAAAACAAAGAUAUGUGGAAUCCUUUAGUAUCCACGUCAGAAACUAAAGCCUUCCAACAGCCAAACUGUGAUCUCUGCGUUUGUCAA
Paramuricea clavata is the source of this 6328-nucleotide messenger RNA. The record is from the annotation of a GenBank genome assembly. Lineage: Eukaryota; Metazoa; Cnidaria; Anthozoa; Malacalcyonacea; Plexauridae.